UUGGUUCUAUUUAUGAUAGACGCGAGUUCGAGUCCCACCACCCCCUUUUUUGGCAGUUUCGAUUUUAGGGUUUCACAAAAUCGAAACUUUUGUCCGCCUCCAUUUAGCAGGAUCCAUCGACGAAAUUUUUUAUUCUCCCGCUUCUCUCUAUCUCCCUCCUUGAUUCGUUUUCCCUCUUCUCUCUCAUUGUUUCCUACUCGCACCUCUCCCUUACACCCCCUCUCGUCUUCGUUUUCAUUGUCGGAGUUCCAUCUUACCGCCGAUGCGGUCAAUGUUGUACAUAGAGACUCUUUUAGCCCCGGUCAUCUCUCUUCGCCAUCACCAAAUCCGUAUAUCUUCAUCACCGAUUCAUCGUCCCCCUUUUUAGCUCCGGUCGUUUGCGUUUCGUCGCCGUCAUCGGCUUGCCAUCGCCAUUGUCAUCAUUGUUUCAAGCGACCAAGGUUAUUACUCCAUGGCUCAAUUGCCCUCAUCUCUCUCUUUGCACCUUUGCUCGAUUUCUUCCCUAAAAAGGUUCGGAAAGCUGGUGAUCCAGGUAAUCACAGUUUUGCAAUCUUCCCUACGGUGAUUAUCCUACUGUGGCUUCUACAUGAGAAUGAAGUUUUUGAUCUUGUGUAUGACAGGUCCGUCAACAGUAAUUUUUAGAAUUAAACUAGGUUUAGCAGUUGGAAAUCAACUUGGUUUGGUAAGAGAUGAUUCUAUAUUAUAUAUUUAAUUACUUAUCUUUUGUUUUUAAUGUAUAUUUGCUUACUUGACCUAGUUGCAUAAAUGUUUGAGUUUGUAGAUCUGUGUAUUUAAAUUUCAGUUCAAAAGAUACAAUCCUACACAUUGUCACAACAAUAAAACAAGAAAGUACGUUUUGUGUUAGGUAUAUGUUUCUUUAUUUUAGUAAUGUUUAAAUUGUUUUCGGUUUACAAACAAGCUGAAAAUGGUGAGCCCAAGUGUUGUGUGUGUUUCCACUUUCUUGAUUCCCCUGUUGAAGCAAUUCAAUAUAUGGACCAUGGAGCUACUAGCUAUUUUGGAACAAUUGAAUUUGUAAACAUGUAGUGUUUGUUUUUUUAAUUAAUUAAUAUUUACUUUUGUAAGAUAUUUUGAACAAUGGAAUGAAAUGUGUCAAAGUUGGUAUUA
Molecule: messenger RNA, 1125 nt
Organism: Lactuca sativa (garden lettuce)
Lineage: Eukaryota; Viridiplantae; Streptophyta; Magnoliopsida; Asterales; Asteraceae
Source: RefSeq, a predicted model, not a curated record